AUGUCCUAUAAAUUGACUCUUUCAACUUUACUAUCUUCACUCAGAUGGUGUCCCCCACCAUCGGGUUUCAUCAAAUUCAACCCGUACUCUUCCUUUGUUUCCCCCCUCCUCCCUUCGGGUUUUACAGUAGUUGCCAGAGAUAGUUCAUCUUGUUGGAUUGAAGGAAGAUAUGGGUCUGUGUUUGCCCAUGAUGCUUUCGAGGGUGAGGUUUUGGGUAUCAAAGAAGCUCUUUCAUGGGAUACAGAGGCCCCGGCCCCCGGGAUACGGCCUAGGGAGGCAGGUGCUCUAAGGGACCGCUUGGAAGAGUUGAGAGAUGCAGUGAGGGAACUUCAAGGUUCUAUCAAGGAGAUGAGUCACAUGAAAGGUAGCAACAGAGUUGGGAUUAUGAUGAAUGAUAUAGAAACUUGGGUGAGUGCUGCAUUGACGGAUUCGGACACGUGUAUGGCUGGAUUUGAUGGAAAAAUCAUGGAUGGAAAGUUAAAGAAGGUUGUGAGAGGGAAGAUUGUGAACAUUUGCCAUCUUACUAGCAAUUCCUUGGCUUUGAUCAACUGUUAUGCUUCAUCCUUGCAGGGUUAA
Spinacia oleracea (spinach) is the source of this 576-nucleotide messenger RNA. Its product is annotated as 21 kDa protein-like. NCBI's taxonomy places the organism in Eukaryota, Viridiplantae, Streptophyta, Magnoliopsida, Caryophyllales, Amaranthaceae. Gene Ontology annotation, biological process: negative regulation of catalytic activity. Gene Ontology annotation, molecular function: enzyme inhibitor activity. The transcript has 2 exons. The coding region runs from base 1 to 576 and encodes 191 amino acids. The record is from RefSeq and is a predicted model, not a curated record.